Molecule: messenger RNA, 4263 nt
Organism: Daldinia childiae
Lineage: Eukaryota; Fungi; Ascomycota; Sordariomycetes; Xylariales; Hypoxylaceae
Product: putative glycine dehydrogenase (decarboxylating), mitochondrial
Exons: 6
Coding region: 1-4263 (1420 amino acids)
Biological process (GO): glycine decarboxylation via glycine cleavage system
Cellular component (GO): glycine cleavage complex; mitochondrion
Molecular function (GO): glycine dehydrogenase (decarboxylating) activity; glycine binding; pyridoxal phosphate binding
Source: RefSeq, a predicted model, not a curated record
AUGUCUCUCUGGGGCAAAUCUACAGGUUUCGGGGCGUCUUCGACUCCCUUCGGUCAAUCCACAACCACUACUGGUUUUGGUCAGACCGCAAACCAGUCGCAGACUCAGAACCAACCACAAUCCAAUGCAUUUGGUGGAAGUCUACUCGGUGGGAGUAUGCUUGGCCAACCAUCGACCAAUGCCUUUGGUAGGAGCCUUCUUAAUCAGCCCCAGACGCAGCAACAACCUCAGCAGCUUGGAGCUUCUGGGUUCAUGAACACAAGCCAGGCACCGGUGCAACGCUCCAGUCUAAUUUGGGAGCCAGGCCGAGAGUCACUGAUCCACAAGCCUGUUACGGAGCAAAUCGAAGGAAUGCUCGAGAAGUGGGUUCCCGAAAGUCCAAACACGGUAUUCAAGUACUACUUCUACAAUAAGGUCGACCAGACGCGCAUCCCUCUCUAUCAACCCUCCGCCUCCGAAGAUCCCCGAGAAUGGGAACAAGCUGUUCAUGAUAAACCCGGUCCCGGAUACAUGCCGGCCCUUGCUACCGGGUUUCAAGCUGUUAGCGAGCGCCUUAAGAUGCAGAGACAGGUUCUAGGGCAUUUCAGACAGGCGUUACAUUCUAUUAACUCUAGUUUGGACGCAAUUCUCUCACAACACGACUUGCAGACUAGCGUGCGGACAGCCAAUGCCCGACGAAAGCACGCACUGCUACGACAGAGAUGUCUGGCCUUAGCGACGAAGGUACAGGUCUUACGUAACCGCGGAUACUCCCUCGACAAGGAAGAAGAUGAAUUGAAGACGAAGUUGGAGACUCUCGAUCGAACUGUGACAGACCCGGCUCUAAGUGCCCGAACAGAGGAAUUGUGGAGUCGUCUUAUAAUGCUGAGGGGAUAUGCGGAUAGCCUACAGAACGAGAUUAACAAGCGUGGGACGGAUGCUCAGGAGGGAAUAGGGGAGGAGAAUGAGGCCCAAGCCAAGGAGAUAUUAGAGAAGUUUGACAAGCAACUGCAGUCCUUGAAAACCUCACUGGAGCAGGUUAAGAAGGAUUAUGACGAGUGGUCUGAGAGGAACUCACCUCCUAGACAAGCAUCUUUGUACAAGAUGGCGUCUUUUGCGAGGGCUAUACCUCGUAUAGGUCGGUCAGCAGUUCAAUUAAGAGCUUCGGCUUCGUUAAGUUCUCGCUUGCAGCGUACAGCUCCAUGGAUAUGCCAUAGCUGCACUUAUAAGGCCGUAGCGACGGCUACCCAGAGAAGGUCUUUUACUACCAUUGACCGAGCACAGGUGGCGAGUUAUGCUGACCUGGACACAUUUCCUCGUCGCCAUAUUGGUCCCGAUGAGGCCGAUACAGCUGAGAUGCUAAAGGCCCUAUCCCCGCCUGUCGACGACCUGGAUAAAUUCGUUCAGCAAGUCAUUCCGCCUAAUAUUUUAUCUAAGAAAACUCUCGACAUCCCCCCUCACGAGGGGCCACAGAGCGAAUCAAGUCUAAAGGCAAUGGUGAAAAAGUAUCAGUCCAAUAUCACAGUAAAAAAGAGUUUCCUUGGUCAAGGAUACUAUGGAACACACACACCAGCCGUUAUUCAACGGAACAUCCUGGAAAACCCUGCUUGGUAUACAAGUUAUACCCCUUACCAGCCAGAAAUCAGUCAAGGCCGCUUAGAGUCACUCGUUAACUUUCAAACCAUGGUUACUGACCUAACGGGACUUCCUAUAGCUAAUGCUAGUCUCUUGGACGAGGGUACUGCCGCUGCCGAGGCAAUGACCCUCUCUAUGAACACGUUAUCGACCUCGAGGGCUAAACGGGAAGGAAAGACUUUUGUCGUAUCUAAGUCCCUCCACCCGCAGACGAUAUCGGUCUUGCGUGGACGUGCGGAUGGCUUUGGUAUCAAGAUAUUGGAACUGGACCUUACAAAGGUUGAAGCACGUACUGAGGUUGAGAACCUUAGCGAGGAUUUGGUCGGUGUCAUGGUCCAGUAUCCCGACACAUACGGUCAUGUAGAAAAUUUCCAGCCUCUGGCCGACUCAGUACAUAAACAAGGCGCCCUGCUUAGCGUUGCUACGGAUCUGCUGGCAUUGACCAUGCUCAAACCCCCAGGAGAAUGGGGGGCUGACAUUGCCUUCGGAAGUGCGCAAAGAUUCGGUGUGCCGAUGGGAUUCGGAGGCCCACAUGCUGCGUUCUUCGCCGUCCAGGAGAAACACAAGAGGAAGAUGCCUGGCCGAUUAAUUGGGCUAUCUAAAGACCGACUGGGUGGGAAGGCCUACCGAUUAGCCCUACAGACGCGAGAACAGCAUAUUCGAAGAGAGAAGGCAACUAGUAACGUGUGCACAUCGCAGGCGCUAUUAGCUAAUAUGAAUGCUCUCUACGCGAUCUAUCAUGGACCUGAAGGCCUCAAAGCGAUUGCCGAACGGAUUGUCCGAGGUGCACGAGUCAUUCAAGCCAUCGCUGAAGAGAAUGGGUUUGCCACGGAGAAAAGCAAGUGGAAUGAUAGCGGUAGCGUACUCUUUGAUACAGUCAUCAUUGAUGUUGGGUCCAAAGAGAGCCAGGCCCAAUCUGUGAGUACAGCACAUGAACACGGGAUGUAUGUUCGCCAAAUUGGCGAGCAACAAAUUGGUAUCUCGGUUGAUGAAACAACAUCCCUAGACGACUUAGUCAAAGUCUUCCAAGUAUUUGCAACUGUGGCUGGCAAUAUCAAGGUAUACCCGUACGAGGCUGUGGAGAUUCACGUUCGCCAGAUACUCGAAAAGCAUGCCGAUCCGGUAGAUAUCCCAGACGGUUUCAAACGAACCUCGGGCUUUUUGACGCAUCCUGUCUUUAACACGCACCACUCCGAAACAGAGUUGCUACGGUAUAUCUACCAUCUGCAGUCUAAGGAUCUAUCGCUUGUCCACUCCAUGAUCCCUCUCGGCUCAUGCACCAUGAAACUCAAUGGAACCACGGAAAUGUCACUCAUCACGCUACCUGAGUUCUCCCAGAUACACCCGUAUACCCCAGAGGAGACGGUCCCGGGCUACAAUAGCUUGCUAGAGGUGUUUAGGGGACAAUUACGUGAUAUAACAGGCAUGGAUGCUGUCUCUCUUCAACCCAACUCAGGAGCACAGGGUGAAUUCGCCGGUCUGCGAGCAAUUAGAGAGUACCACAAGGCGCAAGGAAAUGGCGGAAAGAAACGUGAUAUCUGCCUUAUUCCAGUAUCUGCUCACGGUACAAAUCCCGCCUCCGCUGCUAUGGCUGGUAUGCGAGUAGUACCAAUCAAGUGCAAUACGACUACCGGCAAUCUCGACGUAGCAGACCUUGAAGAAAAGUGCAAAAAGCACCAAGAAGAGCUCGGAGCUAUCAUGGUUACUUAUCCCAGCACGUUUGGUGUAUUCGAGCCCGAGAUCAAGAAGGUGUGCGAGCUAGUCCACGAACACGGCGGUCUAGUCUACAUGGACGGUGCAAACAUGAAUGCGCAAAUCGGAUUAUGCUCUCCGGGAGAGAUUGGUGCUGAUGUGUGCCACCUAAAUCUUCACAAGACUUUCUGUAUCCCACACGGUGGAGGCGGCCCAGGCGUAGGUCCUAUUUGUGUAAAGCAGCGUCUUCAACCCUUCCUUCCCCGUGAUCCCAACGCCGAGGGUAAGGCAACCAGCGGUGGCUAUGCAGUCAGCAGUGCCAAUAACGGUAGCGCCAGCAUCAAUCUCAUCAGUUGGGCGUAUAACACCUUAAUGGGGGCGGAGGGUCUCACCCAAGCCACCAAGAUAACUCUACUCAAUGCUAACUACAUCCUCUCACGUCUCAAGCCUCACUACCAGAUCUUAUACGUGAAUGAGCACGGACGUUGCGCCCACGAGUUUAUCCUUGACGCCCGGCCCUUUAGCAAGUCCGCUGGCGUCGAGGCCAUCGACAUUGCCAAGCGCUUACAGGAUUACGGCUUCCACGCCCCGACAAUGAGCUGGCCCGUCGCCAACACCCUAAUGAUUGAGCCGACUGAGAGCGAAAGUAAGGAGGAGCUCGACCGCUUCAUUGAUGCUCUGAUCAGUAUCCGCGGAGAGAUUCGGGAGAUCGAAGAGGGCAAAUCCCCGCGCGAGGGCAAUGUAUUGAAGAUGUCGCCACACACCAUGCAAGACUUGAUUGCAGGCGACGGCGGCGAGGGUGGCAAAUGGGAGAGAUCCUACUCGCGAGAGAAGGCGGCAUAUCCUCUCCCUUGGCUUAAGGAGAAGAAAUUCUGGCCAAGUGUCACGAGGGUAGACGACAAAUACGGCGACUUAAACCUCUUCUGCACCUGUCCGCCAGUUGAGGACACGACGUAA